AUGACGGACACACCAGUGGAGGAAUCCCUCUUCCAAAUCAUCCAUUGCUUCCACCAGUAUGCAGCCCGGGAAGGGGACGUGGAGACCCUGUCCCUGAAGGAGCUGAAGGCGCUGCUCUUGGACAACGUGCCCCGCUUCAUGGAGGGCUUGGGCCGGAAGGAGCCCUACUACAUCUUGGAGUUGUUCCGGGCGGCAGACAAGAACAAAGACGACCAGAUCUGCUUCGACGAGUUCCUCUAUGUCUUGGGCAAGCUGGCAAAGGACUACCACCUGCAGUACCACCGGCAGCUGUGUGCCUACCACUGCGCUCGGCACAACCUCUACUAG
Messenger RNA from Carlito syrichta (Philippine tarsier), 327 nucleotides. RefSeq names its product protein S100-A15A. Gene Ontology annotation, molecular function: calcium ion binding; transition metal ion binding. The record is from RefSeq and is a predicted model, not a curated record. The transcript is spliced from 2 exons. NCBI's taxonomy places the organism in Eukaryota, Metazoa, Chordata, Mammalia, Primates, Tarsiidae. The coding region runs from base 1 to 327 and encodes 108 amino acids. Gene Ontology annotation, cellular component: cytoplasm.